Messenger RNA from Ambispora leptoticha, 1716 nucleotides. NCBI's taxonomy places the organism in Eukaryota, Fungi, Glomeromycota, Glomeromycetes, Archaeosporales, Ambisporaceae. The record is from the annotation of a GenBank genome assembly.
AUGUCAUCAACAACAAACGAUUUAAUAAAGAUACCUCAAUCUACAGCUGUCGUAAAUAAGAGUCUAGAAGUUGAGAGUUCAAUAUCAGAUGAAAGUAACACGGCUGUGGUAAAUGCUUACGAUGAAGAUAUUGAAAAACAAGCAAAGAACGGAAGUGAAACUGCUACCAAUGUACCUCAAGAAAAAGGACAUAAUGCUAAUCUGUCACCAAUUCAAUUCAGAUUAGUGCUACUUGGUAUUGCAUUUGGUAUAUUUUUGGCAGCUGUUGAUCAAACAAUUGUUGCUACGGCUUUAGCUAAAAUCGCAUCAGAUUUUGAUGCAUUAAAUCAAGUUUCGUGGGUGGCAACUUCUUUUCUCUUGACAGCGACCGCUUUUCAACCAGUCUACGGUAAACUUUCGGAUAUUUUCGGGCGAAAGGCCACGUUCCUUUUUGCAAUUAUGGUCUUUGAAUUAGGCAGUCUAUUAUGUGGCCUCUCUCCAAACAUCAUUUCUUUGAUUAUAUUUCGAGCCGUCGCCGGUAUCGGUGGUGGUGGUAUUAUCAGUUUGGCAAUGAUUAUCAUUUCGGAUAUUGUUUCGCUUAAAGAUAGCGGUAAAUAUCAAGGAUUAAUUGGUGCUGUAUUUGGUAUCGCAUCUUUAAUUGGACCAUUACUUGGCGGUGCAUUCACUGAUAAAAUCACUUGGAGAUGGUGUUUCUAUAUUAAUUUACCAUUUGGAGCAGUCACGAUUGGCACAGUUGUACUAUUUCUUCGACUUCCUAUGCCAAAAGGUGGAUUCUUGGAAAAACUUAAGAAAAUUGAUUGGUGGGGAACGUUGGUUAUGGUCAUGGCCUCUAUUGCUAUAUUACUGCCAUUAAAUUGGGGCGGUGAUAAAUAUGCUUGGGAUAGUGCAGUCAUUAUCGUAUUAUUGGUGGUUGGCGCUCUUCUCUUCACCUUGUUUGGCUAUAUUGAAGGUUGGAUUGCUGUUGAACCAGUUACGCCAGGCCAUCUUUUUAAAGAUCGAGGAAUUCUCGCUUGUUACGGCACUAAUUUCUUCCAGGGUAUGGCCUUCUUGGCAAUGGUCUAUUACGUCCCACUUUAUUUCCAGGUUGUCAAAGGUGAAUCAGCUACUACUUCAGGAUUAGAACUUUUACCAUUUAUUAUGGGCGUCGUUUUUGCUAGCAUUAUAUCAGGACAACUUAUUUCGCGAUUUGAUAAAAUCUCACUACAAGUGAUUUGUAUCGUUGGCGCUAUAUUUAUAGUAGUUGGCUCUGCUCUGACUAGCCUCUUAACUGAAGAUUCUAGCCGUGGAAAACAAAUUGGAUUCUUAUUAAUUCCUGGUUUAGGUGUCGGAUUACUCAUGCAAACAACUUUACUAUUUGGUCAUUCUGCCGUUGAGCAAGCUGAUGUCGCUAUAAUUACUUCUAUAUUAAACUUUUUCCGAGCAAUUGGAACUGUAUUUGGAGUCGCCAUAGCUGGAACGAUAUUUAACAACAAACUCGCCUCUGGUUUAGAAAAUCUUCAAAUCGAUGUUCCUAUCGAAGCCAUCAAGAAAUCUGCGACAUUUGUCUCGCAACUUCCAGAACCCGCACGAGGACUAGUCAGACAUGCAUACGUUGAAGCGCUUGAUUACACCUUUAAAGUUGUGAUAGUUUUCGGUGGUCUUUGUUUCUUAUGUACGUUAUUUAUUGGGCGAAAUAGAGAGAAGAAGCAUACGGGACCGGUGAUGUUCUUGGAAUAA